Pygocentrus nattereri (red-bellied piranha) is the source of this 2924-nucleotide messenger RNA. It is a transcript of the gene pycr1a, whose product is annotated as pyrroline-5-carboxylate reductase 1a. The transcript has 8 exons. Gene Ontology annotation, biological process: L-proline biosynthetic process. NCBI's taxonomy places the organism in Eukaryota, Metazoa, Chordata, Actinopteri, Characiformes, Serrasalmidae. The coding region runs from base 143 to 1096 and encodes 317 amino acids. The record is from RefSeq and is a predicted model, not a curated record. Gene Ontology annotation, molecular function: pyrroline-5-carboxylate reductase activity.
UCAGUUUGUCAGUUUUGGCUUGUAAUCUCGCAAACGCGCACCGUCUGACGAUUAGCAGUUGUGACACGACAAACUAAGGAGCGGCUGAAGUGUCUGAAGGUUUUCUUCCUUUCUUUUUUAACGUAGCUAGGCAGCUCUCAAAAUGAGUGUUGGAUUCAUCGGAGCCGGCCAGUUGGUCCACGCGUUGGUGAAGGGAUUCAGUGCUGCAGGAGUGAUCGCUACACACAGGAUAACAGCCAGCUCUCCUGAAACGGGCCUGUCGACAGCAACUAGGCUUCGGAAAAUGGGAGUGAACCUGACCACCAGCAACAAAGAGACUGUCAAAAGCAGUGAUGUGUUGUUUCUGGCCGUCAAGCCACAUAUUAUUCCAUUUGUGUUGGAUGAGAUUGGACCAGAUAUUGAAGAACGUCAUCUAAUCGUCUCCUGUGCUGCAGGUGUCACCAUCAGCUCCAUAGAGAAGAAACUGCUUCAGCACCAGUCUGCACCCAAGGUGAUGCGCUGCAUGACGAACACACCGGUAAUGGUACGGGAGGGAGCAACAGUGUAUGCCACUGGCAUGCAUGCUGACUUGGAAGAUGGGAAACUGCUUGAGCAGCUGAUGUCCAGUGUGGGCUAUUGUACAGAGGUGGAGGAAGAUCUGAUUGACGCUGUCACAGGCCUUAGCGGCAGUGGGCCGGCCUACGCUUUCACUGCUGUUGAUGCACUUGCUGAUGGAGGAGUGAAGAUGGGGCUGCCCAGGAGACUAGCUGUUCGGCUUGGAGCACAAGCCCUUCUGGGAGCAGCAAGAAUGCUGCUGGACUCUGAGGAGCACCCUGGUCAGCUGAAGGAUAAUGUUGCAUCACCAGGGGGGGCCACUAUCCAUGCUCUGCAUGUGAUGGAGAGCGGCGGUUUCCGCAGUCUGCUUAUAAAUGCAGUGGAGGCAUCAUGCAUCAGAACCAGGGAGCUUCAGCACUUGGCAGACCAGGAGAAGAUUUCUGCAGCUGCAAUCAAGAAGACCACUUUGAAAAAGGUGUUGCAGCAGCCAGGUGUGAGUGGGACAGGAGUUACGGUGCGGACUGGCAUCAGCCUCAACAGCCCCAGUUCCAAACACAAAUGAAACUGUGGCUGUGGGUGAAAGGUUGCACUCCCGUGCUGUUCAUUUACUUUGUCAGUGUUUCCCAAAUUUGAAAAAUGCCAGUAUGAUCCGUUUUCAUGUGCAUGCACAUACACAGGGAUAUAGACGCAACAGAUUAGGCCUGCGAUUUCAGUAGUUUGUGUGUGUGUAAACAACCAAAAUCACAAGUGUAAUCUGUAGCAUCCAUACGCCUGUGUGACAUGUGAAGAGAAGGAAUUAGGCAUAAUGCCAUCAAAGAGUACAUCAGAAGAGAAAAGACGUUGAUGUUGAUUUACAAGGUAGAUAAUAUUGCAGGAGGUUUCAAAUUUAGGCCUACAUGGUGUGAGACUGACCAAACCUUUUGACGUGAGAUGAAUUUCUUUCUUUGCAUGCUAGCCUGAAACGGGAUUGAGGUUAGGUGACUUUAGCCUCCAGAAAAAUUCCGUAACUCGCACAGAGAUGAUGCAGAUAAGGUUAUAGCCUAUCUCACCAUCUUUCAUAAAUAACAUUGGCAGGAAUUUACAGGAACGUGCCAUUAAAUUUUUGUUGUUUUGCCAGUAGACGUCUGAGAGUCUAUUUUACAUCUCUUUUAGCUCUUGUCAAUGAGUAAAAGCCAAGUCUAUGUUUACUCUUAUUCUGUCUCUCUCUCUCUCUCUCUCUCUCUCUCUCUCUCUCUCUCUCUCUCUCUCUCUCUCUCUCUCUCUCUCUCUCUCUCUCUCUCUCUCUCUCUCUCUCUCUCUCUCUCUCUCUCUCUCUCUCUCUCUCUCUCUCUCUCUCUCUCUCUCUCUCUCUCUCUCUCUCUGGUUUCUGUUACAAAAAUAUGUAGCGUCCAUUUUUAUGUAUUUUCUGAACUGUCCUCUCUGCUUCUCUGGCAUAAGAGCUGAAUACUGUAUUUUCAUACUUUGAGUAUAUUUAACUUCUUUUGUCUAUCAGUGCAACUGAUAUUGGAGCUGUGCAUUGCAGCAGAAUGUAUGAAGUACUACUGUAUAGAACAAAAAACUAGUGGUAAUUUUAAAUAAAUACUGCUGCAGCUGUGAUCUAGGGAGUGUGAAUUUAAUGUAUUAAUACACAUAGCAGGUUUAUUAGAUACAUUUACCAGUUUAUUAGGGAUGCAAUACAAUUAAAAAAGUUACUAAUUAUAGCCCAUCUAGAUUGACCCUUGGACAGUAGCAUUGCUGGACAUAACAGUUAAUAAACAAUUACUGACUCGUCCUUCUAAGCUGACACCAGUAUGCUUACAUAGACUUAAUUUUACAAUUAUUGGAUUAAGUUCAUUUUAACACACUGUGCAUACUUACAGGCCACUUUAUUAAACGCAGCUUCCUCAUUGGUUCACCAUGUCUGUAUCUUAUUUUGCUCAUGCACAUUUAUUUUAGUCAUCUUCUUGCCAUUCAUCAGUGGUCGGUUUCUGAACACAAGACCACUAACUGGGUAUUUUUUGUUGACUAACUAUGCUUAACCCAGCAGUGACACUGUUGAAAAACUCCAGCAACACUGCUGUACUUGGUACACUCUUAGCAGUGCCACACAUACUGCCAUGCUGAUGUUAGGAUUGGUCAACCUAACGUAUAUCUGGACAGCAGUGGUCCUACGUUGGUCUCUUUUUGACCAGUUGUGCAGCAACAGAUGGGAUACGGUCAGUAAUUGUAAACUUACAAAGCCCAUCUGUAUGUCAGGUGUACCAGAUAAAAUGGCCAAUGUACAAGGUGACUGUAACUCAGUCUAUUUUAAUGGAAAUGGUUAAACUUCGUUCUUGACAAUUCAAUUGUGUCCAGCCUUUAAUCCUUUGGAAAUGCUAAAUGGUGAAAGAAUAAAAGAUUUGUAUUUGAAA